AAGCCCUGUGCGGCUCAACGGGUGGUUAUCGAUUUCCGAAUGCGGGCGGCGGCGAGACACUCACUCGCAGUGCGGGCCGGGCGCCGCGGCGCCCCCGCGGAGGCGUUGCGGUGUGCCGCGCUUCCGGCGUGGCUGGGGCGCCGAGGCGGGAGGAAGCCCCAGGGCUGGGGCCUGCUGGAGUCGCGCGGGCGGCGCUGCGCCGCCAACGCCGCCGCGGGGGCGGAGGGGAAGCGGAGGUGGGACAUCACGCCCGACCGGUGGGUCCAGUUCAAGUACGAGCAGGAGGACCUCGACCGCUUCGCAGGCGAGCGGGACGCGUUUCGCGGGGAGCCGCGCCUGAGCCCCGAUGGCGUCAUCGGUCUGGUGGAGGAUGUAGAGAUGGACUGGACCACCGUCCUCCAAGGUGCCAUAUCUUGUACGCGUGUCGGAGACCUUUAUACGAUGCGUUUUCAGGAUCUCUGCAUGGAUCGGUUCGCAGAGAACCCGGAGCUCAUGGAGUAUUUUGGAAUCCCAGCGCCAGAGGACAAAGAGAUAGUCUACGUUCCCCACGACACCUCUGUGCCGCAGGAGGGCGCGUACCUCGAGCUGCGCAUGCAGGCCUACUGGCUCGCCUUGCAUGUCUGGCUGCUCCACAGCAAGCAGCACGCCGUGCAGGAGGGCGAGGGCCUCUUCGGCAGCGCCCUCUGCGCGCUGAUCACGCGCCGGCUCUUCGAGUUCCAGUGGGACCGGAUCCGUCUGCUGCUGUACUACAGAAAGGUGCCUGCCAUGAGCAUCACGAACGAGCUGCAGGACAUCCAAGAGUUCGUCUUUGGCCUCUGCGUUGCCCUCGACGACAUCUUUCGCGAGGAGGGCGCUCUGGGGCCCGGCGGCACCGCCGGUGCUCUCGGGCUCGGGGAUGCCGCGCUGCCCGACGGCUGCCUCGGGCUCGCGCCGCGCCUGAAGUACGCGCUGUGGUCCAACGUGUACAGCGGCCUCACGCCGCACAGCGCGGUGCCCCUGCACGAACUGACCGUGUACCUUCUCCGGCAGCGCAUGCUCAUGGAGGCACUCCCCCGAGGCACCUUCUUCAUGGGCCACUUCAGGUGGGCCGAUUUUCCUCCGCGCGAGCAGCCCGCGGCGGGAUAGCUCCACGAGCGCCGGCGGCGCGGCCCCCCGCGGGUGCUGCAGGUGCGGUGCGCCCUCGCCAGAGAAUGCAGGUGUCGCUGCGCUGUGGAUCGGCCGUCUCGCUGCUUCCGCACGCCCGUGCUCGCUCGUCUCUGCCCCUUCGCUGCCCCGUCCCCCUGCUGUUUCGUUUCGAU
Molecule: messenger RNA, 1298 nt
Organism: Prorocentrum cordatum
Lineage: Eukaryota; Dinophyceae; Prorocentrales; Prorocentraceae
Source: the annotation of a GenBank genome assembly